Schistocerca nitens (vagrant locust) is the source of this 727-nucleotide messenger RNA. Its product is annotated as 3'-5' exoribonuclease 1-like. NCBI's taxonomy places the organism in Eukaryota, Metazoa, Arthropoda, Insecta, Orthoptera, Acrididae. The record is from RefSeq and is a predicted model, not a curated record. The transcript is spliced from 3 exons. Gene Ontology annotation, cellular component: cytoplasm; nucleolus. Gene Ontology annotation, biological process: exonucleolytic trimming to generate mature 3'-end of 5.8S rRNA from tricistronic rRNA transcript (SSU-rRNA, 5.8S rRNA, LSU-rRNA). Gene Ontology annotation, molecular function: 3'-5'-RNA exonuclease activity; nucleic acid binding. The coding region runs from base 164 to 550 and encodes 128 amino acids.
AAUCGGAGGGAGCGAUGAACGGCAAAUGUUUACAUUGAAAUUGAAGUUGAUGUAAUGUUGUGUACCACGAUAACUCCCAUUUCGGCCGGGUUGUUAUGGUUCAGAUUUUGUUGUUGAACAGUGAUUGGGUGUUGUGUUCUACAUAGUACAACGAGCUGCUGAGAUGGCCAAUUCUACAAAAGCUUCUAAGGCUAAUGAUGCUAAAGAGCCCAUUCCUAAGACACUGGGAAGCUCUCCUUAUAGUGAUGCAGUGUAUCAUGAGCUGUCGAGGUUAAACGGCCAGGUUAAUAGAAUGAACAAGCAGACACUAAUACAGAAAAUGAGGAGCCUACGACUGAGCACAGAAGGAUCAACAGAUGUUCUAAAAAAGCGCCUGAAGAAUUAUUAUAAGAAAAGGAAGCUGGCUACAAUCAAUGUGACUUCUUCUCAUAAACUUUACCCAUAUUAUGUAAUUGUAGAUUUUGAAGCUACGUGUGAAGAAGUAAAUCCACCAGAUUAUCCGCAUGAAAUAAUAGAGUUCCCAGCAGUACUGGUAAAUUCGGAAAAGUAAGAAAUUGAGGAUUGUUUUCAGUCAUAUUGUAGACCAACUGUAAAAUCAACACUGUCUAAAUUUUGCACUGAAUUGACGGGAAUCACUCAGGAGCAAGUUGACAAAGCUGAAACAUUUCCAGAAGUUCUGUCACGUUUUGAAGCUUGGCUGGUGAAACAUGGACUUGGAACGAAGUAC